Letharia columbiana is the source of this 1020-nucleotide messenger RNA. RefSeq lists its product as uncharacterized. The record is from RefSeq and is a predicted model, not a curated record. The coding region runs from base 1 to 1020 and encodes 339 amino acids. Gene Ontology annotation, cellular component: COP9 signalosome; cytoplasm. Lineage: Eukaryota; Fungi; Ascomycota; Lecanoromycetes; Lecanorales; Parmeliaceae. Gene Ontology annotation, biological process: protein deneddylation. The transcript has 2 exons. Gene Ontology annotation, molecular function: metallopeptidase activity; protein binding; deNEDDylase activity.
AUGGAUAGAUUCCAGAAAGUCUGGGAGCUUGAAAAUGCCGCCAAGCUGGUUGAUCCUCAGCGCGACGCCCUCUAUGCCUACGACGAUGCUGAGCAAAAAAGUAUCAGCAAUGAAAGUCCAUGGAAGAAAGAUCCACACUACUUCAAAAACGUCCGCAUUUCUGCUGUCGCUCUGCUCAAGAUGGUAAUGCAUGCACGCUCUGGAGGAUCAAUAGAAGUCAUGGGCCUUAUGCAAGGAAAAAUCUCGGGUGACACAUUCAUUGUUACGGACGCUUUCAGGUUGCCUGUCGAAGGCACCGAGACCCGAGUUAACGCAUCAGACCAGGCCAACGAGUACGUUGUCCAAUAUCUAGCGUCAUGUCGAGAGAAUGGGCGUGCAGAGAACGCCAUUGGGUGGUAUCACAGCCAUCCGGGCUACGGGUGCUGGCUAUCGGGAAUCGACGUCGACACGCAAUUGACGCAGCAAAUGUUCCAAGACCCUUUUCUCGCUGUGGUCAUAGAUCCAGACCGUACGAUUUCUGCCGGCAAGGUGGAGAUUGGCGCUUUUCGAACAUUCCCCAAAGAUUACCAGCCAGCAGCAAGCGGCGGAGGAGAUGGCUAUCAGACAAUACCACUCGCAAAGAUCGAGGACUUCGGCGCACACGCAAGCAGAUACUACUCCUUAGAGAUCUCACAUUUUAAGAGCACGCUGGACUCACAUCUACUGGAACUGCUGUGGAAUAAGUACUGGGUAUCUACGCUCAGCCAGAGUCCACUGUUCACCAAUCGUGAGUACGGCAGCAAGCAAAUGUUGGAUUUGAGCGAGAAGAUUCGACAAGCGGAGAAGAAUGUCAAAGCAGGUUCACGGGGAGGACAGCAUAGAUUCAAUGGCCAGGACACACAGCUGGACAAGGUCAUUCGUGAUAGCAACAAGAUUGCGGGUGAGGAAGUCACAGGACUCCUGGUCAGCGAGUUCAAGGCAAAGCUAUUCAAUACCGUUGGAGCUACGAUUGCCCAGGAAGACAAUGCGUCGAAGGCAUGA